Molecule: messenger RNA, 3015 nt
Organism: Nerophis lumbriciformis (worm pipefish)
Lineage: Eukaryota; Metazoa; Chordata; Actinopteri; Syngnathiformes; Syngnathidae
Source: RefSeq, a predicted model, not a curated record
AUGGCCAACCAGGAAGUGAAGCUUUUGCUCGAGAGGUGCCUCAGCGCAGCAGCAACAGAAACCUCCACGCAACUCACUGAAAAGGACGAGCUCAACUACUGCAGUGCCAGAGAUUCCUUGUGCGCGGAGCUAGCUUUGCUUCUCCAAGAGGCCGUGGACAUGAGGUGGCCUUUUGUGCCCGAGAAGUGGCAGUACAAGCAGGCCAUUAGCCCCACUGACAAGAGCAACCUGAGCGAGCUCAUCAGCCAGCAUCUCUUUCAGCUCCUGAAUGUCCUGGAGGCUGCCGUUGUGGCCCACGAAGCUCGCGUUGCACUGGCGAUGCUUUUUUUGUUGGACCGUUUCCUCUACUGGACCGACGAAUCUGGGGCAUUGUUAAAAAUGUGCAAGCUGCUACACAAACGUUACCCGAGUGCACCUGUCGCUCCUCAGCUAGUCAUACGACAGGCCAGGGUGUACCUCAACUCAGGCAAACUGCAGAAGGCCGAGUACAUUCUUAGCCAUCUUAUUAUCAACAGCGGAACCACAGGAUGUUGGCUAUACCGUUCGGAAAGUGACCGUGCUCUUGUGCAGGCUGUCUGCCUGCAAGUGCGUGGAAUGGUUUUGCAAAAACUAGGCCUGUGGCUGGAAGCCGCACAGCUCAUCUGGGCUUCUCUAGUCGGGUACUACGUGUUGCCGCAGCCGGAUAAAAAGGGUAUCGGAACCUCUCUUGGCAUCUUAGCUAAUAUACUGCUGUCCAUGAACGAUGAGGACUUUCAUGCUUUCCAUAGCAACCCAGACAUUGAUUUAUCUUUGCUUGCGGAUGCGUCCCAUCGUCUUUUGUCUGCGGCCAAGGUAGCCCAAAUGGCGGUGGUAUACAGCCAAUACACGCCGCUCUACGUGUUGACAAAUGUGACAGCACAAGGGUCCUGCUUGUUGUCGUACAGUUUCUCUGAAGCCUGUCCCCAAACAAAGAGGACAGCCUUCCUCUUACAAGCCAAGGAGGCAUUUGAAGUGGGACUCCUAACAAAAGAAGAAGGCCAAGCGGUCACCAGUAAGCAGGAGCUGCACACCUUAAUCAAGGCAGCUUAUUCGCUAGUUGUCGCUCACAAAUGGCUCAACGGACCCUCUGAGGCCGUAAUGCGAGCAACGCAGGCUUGCCAAAAGGCUUUGACUGAAUUUUACCAUUACUCCCGAGCAGACAGUCGAGACAGAAGCGGCUUCUGUACAGAAAUUAUGCAGCUGAUGUCUCAAGUCAAGACGGAGCUGCGCGUGGAGCCGUUCGUUAAUUCCGAAAGCUGCUCUUUUAUACCAGAUAGCUUUAGAAACUUGAACGACACUUUAGUUAGCUUUACUUUGGAUGUUUUCUCCAAGGUGAUGCAGAGAUUUCAGAAGUAUCACAUGUCCCUGUGUCACGCCACGGAGGUCAAGUGUAAUGCCGGGAAAGAUGACGUCGACGGAGCAAGGAUGUGCAUAACAGCAUUCGGGACCACUGUGGAUGCUCUUAACACUGAAAGUAUCCCCGAUGCCUGCAAAACUUCAAGCUCUGAUGUUUCUCAACAGCCUGAGCACCCCACCAAUGCCGCAAGUGCAAACAGUCUUAGUUCUUCCUGGAGGAAGCUUUCCUUGACAAGUUCUGGGUCAGCAAGGUGCGCCGCUGCACCUGAGGAGAAUGUUGGCAGCCCUACUUUUCUAGGACCGCAAAGACCUACCACCACAUUGUCUUCUAGUUCGAGUCGCAGUUCUGGCAAGUUUCAAAUGGUAGAAGCUGAAAUACCAACAGUGGACUCUGAUACUCCGGAUGAUGACCAAAGCCAAUUAGAGCCAUUGAAGUACGGAUCCCCGCAGUCCUUAUCCCACCUGGUACUCAGAUCAAGCUCUCUCAGCAAUAGUUUUGGCUCCAAGUCAUCAUGGGAAAACAUCUCGAGGUCUGGCCAGAGCAGCAAAUCAUCUGAGUCGAGUGGGAGCUUCUUUCUCAUGAGAACUCAAGAUUGCCAAAGCAGCGAUCCAGAGUAUGACCCUGCUACUGACUGGGAAUUCUUGGGCAUGACCAAACCGCAGGAGACCCCUAAUGCAGAUAACGGGAGUUGUAAUACAACUGAACCCUCUACGGAAAAUUCCGACGGGACACCAGAAGAACUGAUCAUUGGUCCUCAAGCAUCGAACCCUUGGUGCAACAGCUGCGUCAAGAGUAGUUUCCUGGCUUCUGUUGGUUCGGCGAGGCAGUACUCCUUGUCUCAGGAAGACUACCGCAGCCUCCUAGCUGGGGUUUGCCACGACUGUCUACUGAAGAGACUCGGCAGUGAGAAAACCAAGUUCAAACUCGAGCACUACGACAUUGCCCACAAUGCGCUUCAUUUAAAGUUUUCCAAAGCCUCGGGUCUCUGGACCGCGAGGGAGACAUGCGUCUAUAUCGGUCAGUCAAUGGGCUUGCACGGCACUCACAGAAAUGCCAUCUGGGUCCAGUUCUUACACCAGGAAGAAAGGCUGAGCAAUUAUGUCGGGAAGGACUACCGGAAGCCGACGCAGAUCCAUUUUCACCUGACCGACGUGGAGAGGCAGAUGACGGCUCAGUACUAUGUGACAGAAUUCAACAAGCGCCUCUACGAAAAGGAUGUCAUGGCCCAGAUGUUCUUCCUGCCUUCAGAGGCGCUGCUGAUUUUGGCCGGAGAUGAAAUUGCCGGCUGCAUCACCGUAGAACCGUACAUGCUAGGCCAAUUUGUCAAACUCACCAACAACAGCAAAAAGACGAACGACACUCUCCCGGCGACGGAAUACGGCCUCGCUUUUGGACAUUUUACCUACCUCCAUUCCAACUGCCAGGACGUUGUCGUUGACUUGCAAGGGUGGGUGACCGCCAACGGCAAAGGGCUGACUUACCUCACUGACCCCCAGAUACACUCCACGAGAAUCCCCCGGGGCCCGUCCAACCUCGCUCAUGGCGGUAUUGCUUCCUUCCUGCGAAAGCAACACGGGCCGGAGUGUAACAAAAUUUGCCGGUUACUGAACCUCCCCACGUUGCCCAAAAAUCUACAGUGA